This is a messenger RNA of Orussus abietinus, 4613 nucleotides long. RefSeq lists its product as uncharacterized. The transcript has 7 exons. NCBI's taxonomy places the organism in Eukaryota, Metazoa, Arthropoda, Insecta, Hymenoptera, Orussidae. The record is from RefSeq and is a predicted model, not a curated record. Bases 938 to 4345 code for a protein of 1135 amino acids.
GCGGCCAUCGCCAUUGCCGGUCGCUGGUUCCCGGCUUCUGCGCAUCCAGUCGGCGCAGGCCCGCGGCCGCGCGCUGCACGCCUCGUUUUCCGACCCGGUUUACGUCGCUCUUACGUUGCAAGUAUUUCCCGAUUAAUCUGCCUGCCGGUAUCUGGAGUGUUGAGGCAUCGUCGCCUAGAGUGAUUUAACCGCUGGAGAAAAGGAAAACGAAACGCAGGGCGGCUCCGCUAUCGCAGCUUCUUCUUUGUCCCGAUCUCUUGGUUUCGAGGGAAGAAAGGAAAAAGAAAUCCGAGCAAGUUCGAGGCCUCCUCUAGCAACCCCGAGGAGUUCAGGAAAUUGGAAGCCCAGAGGUGCAUCCGCGAAAUGUGAUCAAGCAGACCGGAAAUUGGUUACGAGAAAAAGGGUUACUGGAUUCCUGGGACAGGUGAUUCAAGAAGAUACACGGAGAUAUGGACGUUUCGUUACCGUUGAUACCGAGAAGACAGCGAAGAAGGGGCUUCCCGUCGCACGAGACGUUAACAAGGAACCAAGAAAAAUAGGAUUCUUAAUCUUAUAGAAAGUUAUUCACGGAAAAUCGAUGAAGACCCAUUCAAGAAGAGAAGAAGCCUCCCUGUGCAACGAUAAGCGACUAUGAAAAGGUAACUUCCUUACCGCAUCAGUAAAACCUGGACAAACUGACGAAAGACGGAGCUCAUCCUUCGAUACACGUCUCGAAUAUAAACCGGAAAGAUAUGCCUGUUUUUGCGACAGUCAGUCUGGAAAAGGGGAAGAAAAACGAGACGAUGAACUCGCAAAAGAAGAUCAUCAUGGCGAUAAAAAGUUAACGCCAAUGCUGAUGUCGAAAAGACCGAAGGAGGCGAUAGUAAGAGCGACAUGAGUGCAAGCAACGCGAGAGGAUUAAGUCGGUGUUAGGAAACUUUUGAUAGGAAACUGGAAGAUGGCAGCUGUCGAGGCAGGUUUCCGCCUUAUCGACGCUCCCUCCGAGUGCUCUCUGAGGAGCAAGGCGAGGAUCGAUGCCCUCUUCGAGGACUCCCGGUCGGUCUGCAGUUCCACCUUUGGAGGGUGGUACGGGGGAGCGAUUUCGACCGUCGAACCGACGAACCCUGAAGAUCUGACUACGGAAGAGCAGAGGAAGAUCAAUGGAGCCGUUCAAGCCAGGAUAGAGGCCAUGUUUGCUUCCGUCGAAGCCGAGGCCGGAACCCCCGGGGAGUGCGCCGCUGCAGUUUUACAGGUGAGGUAUCUCGGAGCGGCGCCGAUCGGAGGUCGCGUGACGAGCAUUCGAGGUCUUCAGGAACCUCUUCGUCAGCACCUUGAGCGCCUGCACGCCUCUCAGAGCGCCGAACUGGAGGUCUCCCGUCGCGGGUUGGCGUUUCGAACGGCAGGAUGUUGCGAAAAGGUGAAUCCCUUUCGAAGAAUAGCAGUCUGGAGCGCCCUGAGGCUGCGUUCCCGAAGAAGUCCCUCGGGAGGUCUGCGGUAUGCGUUUGUACCACUUGUGGGCGACAUGUCCGGUUCAGGACCCGAUGACAAGCAUGCCGACCUCUACAGGACCAUGCGAGGUCUUCGAAGCGUUGCCGAGGAUUAUCCUCCAAUUUUUGCCGUGGUCAUGAGGAGGCCAGGAGCACCCAGACUGCUAGAAUGCCAUGCCUUUGCCUGCCAAACCGAAGAAGACGCGGUGGCCGCGGCAGCGACUUUAUACAGAGCUCUUUUGGCGGAUUUGGACGCGAAUCGCAGGAGACCUCGACAUGCUAACGGGUUAGGAUGCGUCAGCUUGGCCUCCGUGGCCUCCAGCACCAGAGAGCCGAGUCCAUCCGGGAAAGCAAACGGAGAGAUUCUGCGACCACCACCUCCGCGUCCCACAGCCCCACAUCCGGUUCGACCUCCCAGAGCGAAGAAAAACUCCAUCUCCAGCCUCACCGAGGACUCAGGGCUCUCCGACCAGGUCGAGAAAGCGCCUAGAAGGAAGAAGGUGUUGGAUGUACAGUCGGAGAAUGUUUCGAUGAUUGGGUCCAAAAAACCCACCGGCGAGGGUUCUUCAACGAAGAAUGGCGUUAAAACCCCGACGAAGGACCUCGCCGGCCAAGGAAACGUGACCGAGAACUUAAAGAAAGGGACGCUGAGUCAGAAGGCAGUCAAAGGGAAGCUAUUCGAUGGAGAGGAAAUGCAAAAUUUAAAGAACAAGGCUCAGAGUAAGGACGAGGUGACGUUGGGGAGGGAAGAGGCUCUUACGAGGAAGCUUAACAGCUACGAGAAGCUUCCUGUCAGAGGGAAGCGGGUCGAUCAGGAACCCUUCAACGAUGAUUCCGUCAUAAAGACAGAAAUUAACGUUCCAGCGGAGGAGGAGAACCUGGACCAAGUUCAGCAGACGGAGGAGAGGGUCUACGAGAAAAACAGAGCCUCCUACGAUCUCCUCCACAGCUCUUCGGACAACCUGCUUUCUGGGGGGAUGGAAAAAUACUCCAGGAAGAUGAGCUCCAGAAUUUACGAGUCCGCGGAAGAUGAGAAAACUUACCAAUUGGCCACGAACGAUAUUUAUGGACAAUUUAGCGUUAAGAAGCAAGCCAAGAAUGAAAAGCUGUACGAAGACCGCUUCCUGGAAUUUGAGAAGACCUACGCCUUAGGCCACGCAGACGUCCCUUCCGCGGGGAUGGAGAAACCCGGGAAUUGCAGAAAGGGGAACUCUAGGGAAAAUCUCUACCAGAGAAUGAACCCGCAAGAUCUGGCAACGAGGAGGAAAGCUCCUUGUUUGUCGGACGAGAGUGCAACCGGUCACAGACACAGAUGCAGGGGUCAGGAGGACCUCUGCUCCGGCCAUAAAUCGGAGUCUGGGAGAAUUUCCACUCUGGACAAGCCCUUGAGGAAGAGUCGAGAUAAAUUGGAAGCCGGAAAGUCGAAGGUCCCAGAAUACUCCCAACCAAGGGUCAGGAAAAGGAGCAGAGCCGGAAGCGAGCCGCCAUUGAGCUGCUCCGAGGACGCAUCCAAGGUCCUGCCGGAGGACAAGCUGAAGAGGUCUCAAAGCGACCUUGACGUUAACAGAGGAGACCUCAUGACUAGGGUAGAGUUGCCACGUAGAGGGAGCUUUCUUAAUUCCGGAAGCGUUCGAAGACCGAAUAACGUUCCCGGAGGAACGCCUCUAGGGUUCACCGAGCUAUUCGACGAGUUUAGAAACCAAGAAGGACUUACCAGCGUCGACGACAUACUCGCGGCCAUUAUAGAUCCCGAGGGGAUGUCCUUCAACGAUCUGAAGCCACUAUACAAGGAGUUCCUCCUAAAAUUGGCAGCAACACUGACCCAGGACGAGCUCUAUGAAAGAUCGGCCAGCAUAAUGAGGAGGCGCCGCCGACCUCAAAGGCGACGCUCGGUCCGACGACCUUGCCUGCUGCGCCGCGCAAUACGGAGAUCCAUGUCACGAUUAAAAGGCGGCCCGACUGAAUUUACUUCCGUCAUAUUCCCUGCCAGGAGGCUCAAUGACAGCAUCGACAGCAGCUCAUCCUGUGGUGCGAGGAACGGCCAUGGAAACAAUCGUGUCCUGGCCAGCAGGCUCGGCAGGAGGAGACCAUCCUGGAAGAGAACAAAGCACGUUGGACAAACGACCUCGGAAGACAGUGACACGUGUAGACGACUCGGUCGCAACGUAGGGGCAGGUGCCAAUAGGAGUAGCAGCGGGUAUGUCAGCUGCAGCGAGUGCAGCUACGAUUCUGAAUCCUGUACCUGCGUCUCCGCGGACAAAUGCUAUUGUUCCUUGGCACGCAGAAUUCCCGCUCCGCCGGCACCUGUAGCCGUUGCCGUCUGUUCCUGUGACACGGACAGCUGUUCGGAGAGCAACAAAUGUUACUGUGCGAGGAAAUCCGUCCAGCCGACCAUUUUGGAACAGUUGAGGCAGCGCGGGAUCGUACCUUCCGAAAGCACCCUGAGCAGGGGCGGAAGUCCAGAAAGGAUCAGAUCUUCGAGGAAUAGCAGGAGUCAUGGCUCCUCGACGAGUCUAGAAUUUCUCAAGAUCCGCCCGACUGCGACACCUGCGAGCUCGGACAAUUUGGCCCUGGAUUACGAUCUUUUCAAUCCUGGAAGAAAAGUGGCCCAUUCAAAGGGCGAUGAAAAGGUCCUGCUGGUUAGCGCAAGGGAUCCCCAGGGCCGUUUGGUUUACGUGGGAGGCGCCGACGGGGACAAAAGGUCUUGCAAACGGGGCAAGAACCGACACGCUGGACACCAUGAGGCCCUUUCUAUAAAGAAGAGUGCAGAAAUUGCUGCGGUCUUUGGGGCGAAUUCCAACAGGUCUUGUAGAAGGAGCAGCAUUUCCAGCCUGCGGAGCUCCAUUAGUUUAGAAGCCGGAUUGGGUUACUUACCCUGACAAUGAAAAUCUCCUGAUCUCGUGAUCGAAUUUCUACUGCGUCAUUAUCUAUAAAUAAAUAGUUUAAAUAGCAAUUUCUCCUCAUAACAGGUUUAUGAUAAAGAUAGCGCUGAUGUCUGUGCGAAUUUUGUACCUGCUUGAAUGAUUUAUGUUCGCUUGAAUGUUGCACAGAUUUUAAAAAUUGUUAAUGUUCUGAAUUGAAUACUUAGAGCUUAAAUAUUAUAGCUUUCGAUGAUAAUAAAAGUGGCCUGCUUGCGUUAAUUUUAAA